This is a messenger RNA of Manis pentadactyla (Chinese pangolin), 2912 nucleotides long. RefSeq names its product TNF receptor superfamily member 9 (gene TNFRSF9). NCBI's taxonomy places the organism in Eukaryota, Metazoa, Chordata, Mammalia, Pholidota, Manidae. Gene Ontology annotation, molecular function: cytokine binding; signaling receptor activity. The transcript is spliced from 10 exons. Gene Ontology annotation, biological process: apoptotic process; negative regulation of cell population proliferation. Bases 927 to 1880 code for a protein of 317 amino acids. The record is from RefSeq and is a predicted model, not a curated record. Gene Ontology annotation, cellular component: external side of plasma membrane.
AAAACCAAUGGUUUAUGUGAUGAUCUCCCAUUAUAAUGGAAACCCAGAAGAAGAGGAGGCAGAUUUUGUGGAGGAAGAAAUGGAUUGACAUGUGAGUAGAAUUAUUUGGUAGAUUACUGAUCACCAUUAAGAAGUUCAGAAGGAAACAAAAUCCAUAUUCUGAUGUUGUCUUGCUUUUUGUUUGGAGGAAAAAUACUUGAAAGGUGGUUGAGAAAAGUUGAGUUUAUGAAAUAAUUGGAUCCAUUUGUGUACUUACUAAUUUUAAUAGCACUUUCCUUCCUAAGGUGAGUUCUAGGGGUAGGGAGCCAGGACCCCACAGGCAGAAGCUGGCUUUCAGCACAGUCAUAAGCGUCAGGAUAAUGUUGCUUUUUGGGUGAUAUUGCUUUGAUCACAGCUGAAGAUCACAAUUGUCGAUCCACAAAGAAAUGCUCCCCUGAGUGGCAUGUGGUGACUAUCUCCCUCCCGUGGAAUUUUAAAAUAUAGAACACGUGUGUAUUUAAUAGUUUUUGUUUACAUGCACUUAAACUCUUUUAAGUUAAUCUAGCUCCCUCCAAAAGUGGCUACUAUGGGCUGUUGAUUUUGUUCUUCAUCACAUUUCUCAAAGGUUAAAUUGACUGUCGUUUCCUUGGCAGUGAUUCAUGUAGAUGAGCUCAAAUGUGGUUUCUGAUUCAGCUCUCAAACCACUGAAUUGAUGGUCUCAGUCUUGGUUGCUGAGUCAACAUGUCUUUUUAUUCAUUCACAGGAAUGAGUAGUACCUGAGUUAAUCAUAACUGUUGGCCAAAUGUUAAGGUAGCCUUGAAAUGAGAAAACCUGUGUUCCAUCACCAGUUCUCCAUUACUUAAAUGUGGCAGUAUCGUAUGGGUGCGUGGAGAGCAGUAUUAUCACAGCGCUUCUCGGAAGCCUGCUGCGUCAGCCUCACUCAGUGAAUGACAGCCACGACGUCACUAAACAGAACCCUCCUGCUGCAGAACCCUGCUGCUCUGAAGACCGAGGUGUGGGGAAUUCUUCAGCAGCCCCGAAAUCUCAAGAGUGGUAUUUGUGAGACCAGCUCCUUUAACUAUAAUUCUUUUGGAAUCUGCUUUGCUCCUGUCAUACGUAUGCAAGAUCUCAUCAUGGGAAAUGGCUAUUGCAACAUCGUGGCUACUGUGCUGUUGGUCAUGAAUUUGGAGAGGGCAAGAUCAAUACAGGAUUCCUGUAGUAGCUGUCCAGCUGGUACUUUCUGUGACCAAAGCAAGGAUCAGAUGUGUAUUCCCUGUCCUUCAAAUAGUUUCUCCAGCGAAAGUGGACAGAAGGCCUGUGACAUUUGCAGGCAGUGUGAAGGUGUUUUCAGGACGAAGAAGGCGUGCUCCUCCACCAGCAAUGCCAAGUGUGAGUGUGUGUCUGGAUUCCACUGCUUGGGGGCAGGAUGCACCAUGUGUCAACAGGAUUGUAAACAAGGUCAAGAGUUAACCAAAGAGGGUUGUAAAGACUGUUACUUUGGGACAUUUAAUGAUCAGAAACGUGGCAUCUGUCAACCCUGGACAGACUGUUCUUUGGAUGGGAAGUCUGUGCUUGUGAACGGGACGAAGGAAAGUGAUGUGGUGUGCGGGCCGACUUCAGCUGACUUCUCUCCAGGUACAUCGUCCACCACCGCACCUGCCCUGGCAAGACAGCCAGGUCACACCCCCCAGAUCAUCAUCUUCUUUCUUGCACUGACAUCGACUGCAGUCUUGCUCCUGGUGUUCUUCCUCAUGCUUCGUUGCUCUGUUGCUAAACAGGGCUGGAAGAAACUCCUGUAUAUAUUGAAACAACCAUUUAUGAAACCAGUGCAAACUGUCCAAGAGGAGGACGCCUGUAGUUGCCGAUUUCCGGAAGAAGAAGAAGGAGAAUAUGAACUGUGAAGCAGAAACCCCCAAAGCUAUUGGGAUUCUCUUGAGAAGAAGAAAAGGAAAAAUAUGAGUGACCCCGCUAUCAUAUCUUUCUAAAUUGAAAAACGCCAUCGUGGGUAAUACCCUGGAUUACCUGCAGCAAGUUUUUUCUAAACGCUAACAAACUGCCCUUUAAAAAUGUACCACUUAACAGGACAGAAAUAUGGGACAGAGCAGAAGUAAAGGGAUAUUUUCUACAUACUGCCUAAUAGGCUUGGACUAGCCUUUUGGAAAUCCAAAGAGAAUUAAAUUUUAAAUUUUAUCAUGUAGGCCAAUGAUCCAGCCAAAAUUAUGAUCAACAUUAAUUCAGUUUUUUUUGUGUGUGCUAAUGUAACAUAGGAUAAUAAGCCAUAAGACGCAGGACCUAUCCCCAACCACAGUUUGCAUUGGUUCAGUCAUUCAACACAAUGACCUUUUUCAAAGUGGGGGAGGGAAUUAUGACAUGCCCAAGCUUGGGAUCAGGGGCAAAAACACGUUAGGCCUUGAGGAAGGGCUUUGGAAAGAGUUGAAACGUCUUUGCGUGUCCUCUGUUCCUCUCCACCCUUACAUUUUCUGCCUUUGCCCUGCUUCCCUCUGAAGCAGGGCUUAUGUUUUCCUUUAAUGCUUAAAAACCUUAAAUUGGACACACACAGUAAUAAACGAGGCAGGUAUGAAUGAACCGUCAGAAUGAAGACUGAGCCCCUAGACUACAGCAAAAAUCGCCAAACUCCCAAGGGCCCAACCUGAGGCACCACCUGCCUUUGUAUGGCUUAUCAUCUGAGAAUGCGUUUUGCAUGUUUAAAUAGUUAGAAACAAAUCAAUGGAAGAAUACCAUCUCAUGACACACAAAAUCAUAUGAAACUCAAAUUUUAGAGUCCAAAAUAAAGUUUUAUUGCAACACAACCAUGCUCAGGUGGCUUUGGCAUUACAGCAGAGUUGAAUAGUGUAACAAGAGACUUUAUGGCCCACAAAGCCUAAAAUGACCCUUUAUAGGGUCAGAGCCAAGGUCAGAGCACCUGUCUAUGU